AUGGCUAGGAAGCUAAGUAAGCCUUCACUACUGAAACAAUCAUUUUUCAAGGUCCUGCUUGGCGACUUCUAUCAGCAUCUGGAUGUAGAAGCAGCCAAGAGGAGAAAUGGUAAUCCUGUUUCCUCUGUAAAAGAUGAAAUUGUUGACAUUGAGACUGAAAACUACAACAAAGAAAGAACAAGUCGCAAGUAUGUCAUGUCUGGGAAGAGACCUGCAAAUGAUGUAGAAGAAACAUCAACUGGAUCCAUCUUGUUCGAAUCGGAGAAUUCAUGUUUUGUAAAAACUUUGACUAAAAAACUAUAUCCAGUAACAAUUCCAAAGGAACGAGCCAUAGCUGAAGGCCUUGUGAGGAAGAAGACUGUAAAGCUUCAAGAUCCAGCUGGGAGAUCAUGGAUUAAUAAAGGGUUAAAAGUUUAUAUGACAUGGCUGAACAAGGAUGAGAAAAACAGAGGCGCCCUAGCAAGCAAUCGUCGCCUGUUCUGCGUUUCCCCUGCCGAUAAAACUUACCCACAAAAGCUAGCUACACAGAAAACCCACGCCUAA
Messenger RNA from Prunus armeniaca (apricot), 543 nucleotides. Lineage: Eukaryota; Viridiplantae; Streptophyta; Magnoliopsida; Rosales; Rosaceae. The record is from the annotation of a GenBank genome assembly.